AAAGCACAAACCAAGAUGCCCUGGGGUUUCACCGCUCGCUCUUGCAGCAACUACAGAAUCACCUCUAGCACCUCCAUCAUACGUGGCUUCACAGACGUCCUUGACAACAAGGGACACCACUUUCAGCCGUCUACAGGCGUGUUUACCGCCCCUGCCAGCGGCUUGUACACAGUAGGCCUCAAACACGACGAGAGAAUCUACAUCCCAGCUCAAUUUGAGGUCAUCCACGAAUCUCCUGACCCCCAAGAUAACGGUGUUAGCAGACUCAAAAAUGUGGUGGCUGUGGCUUGCACAGCUGCGGAUCUGAUAGGCAGUGUUAGUAGCGAUAUUACUAACAUAUGGAUGGAAAAAGGGGACCUUCUGUAUGUUGCACUCCGUAUGUUAUUUGACGGGGAGUUUACUUUGUUGUUCCCGUCCAUGUUCCACUGCUAUAUCAUUUCAUGA
Molecule: messenger RNA, 444 nt
Organism: Candidula unifasciata
Lineage: Eukaryota; Metazoa; Mollusca; Gastropoda; Stylommatophora; Geomitridae
Source: the annotation of a GenBank genome assembly